AUGCUCAGGCAGAUGCCAGGUGUCCUGUCCCAGGUGCAGCUGCAGGAGUCGGGCUCCACGAUGGUGCAGCCCUCACAGACCCUGUCCCUCACCUGUGCCAUCUCUAGGGACAGUGUCUCCAGCAACAGUGCUGCUUGGCACUGGAUCAGGAAGCCCCCAGGGAAAGGGCUCCAAUGGCUGGGAAGAACCUACUUCAGGAACUGCAGCCAGGGGAGACCCCGCGCGGUGGGGGCCGGGCUCCAGAACCUCAGCAACACCUGCUAUGCUGACUCAGCCCUGCAGUGCCUCAGCUACACCCCACCCCUAGCCCACUACCUGCUGUCCGGGAGGCACUCAGGGGCCUGCGGGCAGCGGGCACGGGCAUCCUGCACCCUGUGUGCCCUGCAGGCUCACGUGACCCGGGCCCUCCUGUGCCCCGGGGACGUCAUCGUGCCCAAGGGGAAGCUGCUCCCGGGCUUCCGCGGACAGCAGGAGGACACCCACGAAUUCCUCCUGUUCACGCUGGACGCCCUGCAGCAGGCCUGUUUUCGGAAGAAGCAGCCACUGCCGACACCACCGCCCCCGCUGCCUCCGCCACCUCUGGGCCGGCCCUCACAGGAGGACGCCACCCUGAUCCACCGGGUCUUUGGAGGCCACUGGAGAUCUCAGAUCCAGUGUUUCCGCUGCCAUGGCGUGUCAGACACCCUGGACCCUUACCUGGACAUCGGCCUGGACAUCCAGGUGGCGCAGAGCGUGACCCAGGCCCUGAACCUGCUGGUGAGGCCUGAGCUGCUGGACCCGGCAGACUGCUACCAGUGCGGAGCGUGCCUCCGGAAGGUGCCGGCCACCAACAUGCUGCGCCUGCACGCGGCUCCCCGGGUGCUCAUGCUGGUGCUGAAGCGCUUCUUGGCGCCGGCAGACAGCAAGGUGGAGCGGGACGUGCGCUACCCCAAGCGCCUGGACCUGCGGCCCUAACUGUUCCGGCGGCAGCGCGGCGCGCUCCAGCUGCUGUACCGCCUCUACGCAGUGCUGGUCCACGCAGGCCGCACCUGCCACAGCGGCCACUACUUCUGCUACGUCCGAGCCACGGGCGGCCCGUGGUUCAAGAUGGACAACGCCCAGGUGACCACCUGCGACGCGUCUGUGGCCCUGAGCCAAUGCGCCUAUGUGCUCUUUUACAUCCAGACCAGUGAACUGUAA
Myotis lucifugus (little brown bat) is the source of this 1179-nucleotide messenger RNA. RefSeq names its product ubiquitin carboxyl-terminal hydrolase 17-like protein 6. NCBI's taxonomy places the organism in Eukaryota, Metazoa, Chordata, Mammalia, Chiroptera, Vespertilionidae. Gene Ontology annotation, molecular function: cysteine-type deubiquitinase activity; cysteine-type endopeptidase activity. The record is from RefSeq and is a predicted model, not a curated record. Gene Ontology annotation, biological process: protein deubiquitination; regulation of apoptotic process. Gene Ontology annotation, cellular component: cytosol; nucleus.